AUGGAGCGUUGGUCUGGUGUAUCCGUGCAAGAACUCAUCAACACCAGACGCUCCCUGUCAGAGGACUGGAUUGCCUAUAUCUGCAGGGAGGUGUUACAGGGCCUGUGUCAUCUGCAUAAACAGGAGGUCAUCCAUCACGACCUGAGGCCCCAGAAUAUAAUAGUGACAUCAUCCGCUGAUGUAAAGAUCACCGACUUCAGCUCUGCCACCAUGGGGACAAGCAGUGUUAGUACUUCUGGGACUAUACCAUACAUGGCCCCAGAAGUACUCAGCAACAUUAGCACCAAGACCAUCCGCUACAACUCUAAGGCUGAUAUAUGGUCAUUGGGAAUAUCAGCGCUGGAAAUGGCAGAAGGAUAUUAUCCAUUCAGCAGAUUUCCUGAAAAUAAGAUGAUGAAGAGGGUUAUGCACGGUCCCGCACCAACAUUACUAUGGGACAAAUGGAGUGACAACUUUCGUGCAUUCAUCAGAGAAAUCCUGCAAAAGAAUGCAGCGUGGAGACCCUCUGCAGAGCAGCUACUGUCACACCCCUUCAUAUCAAAUAUCCCAAAUGAGAGGGGUGUGACUGAUUCCAUCAAGUGGUACCUGCAUUAAGGAAUGAAGAACUGAAGAAAUAGCAGCCAUCGGGGGAGGGACGGGGGCACAAUUGUGGGGCCCUAAUGUCAUCUUUGGGCCCCACUUAAAAACAUGGUCCCGAUGGCGGCUUUAGAAGAUUAACAACAUCAACUUUAGAAGAAUAACAACAAUAUGAUAUUUUACAUUAUUCAAUAAACAUCUUAAAAUUA
This is a messenger RNA of Xenopus laevis (African clawed frog), 785 nucleotides long. Its product is annotated as traf2 and NCK-interacting protein kinase. The record is from RefSeq and is a predicted model, not a curated record. Bases 1 to 594 code for a protein of 197 amino acids. The transcript is spliced from 7 exons. Lineage: Eukaryota; Metazoa; Chordata; Amphibia; Anura; Pipidae.